Molecule: messenger RNA, 4970 nt
Organism: Xenopus laevis (African clawed frog)
Lineage: Eukaryota; Metazoa; Chordata; Amphibia; Anura; Pipidae
Gene: hoxa10.S
Product: homeobox A10 S homeolog
Exons: 2
Coding region: 128-1186 (352 amino acids)
Biological process (GO): regulation of DNA-templated transcription; regulation of transcription by RNA polymerase II
Cellular component (GO): nucleus
Molecular function (GO): RNA polymerase II cis-regulatory region sequence-specific DNA binding; DNA binding; DNA-binding transcription factor activity, RNA polymerase II-specific
Source: RefSeq, a predicted model, not a curated record
AGAUGCACCUUUGCAUACGAAACCGGACUGGGAGGGGUCGCUGCGAGCUGAGGGCUUCUAUUGGCUGCGUGCAUUUGCAGUGGUGCAGGGGUAUCUCUAAUCAUAUUCAGCAUGUUUUGCACAAGAAAUGUCAGCCAGAAAGGAAUAUCUUCUCUCUUCGCCAAAUUAUCCCACCAUAAUGUCCUGCUCCGAGAGUCCGGCGGCCAAUUCUUUCCUGGUGGAUUCGUUGAUGAGUGGAGGCAGAGGAGAGCCGGGGGGCUAUUACCAGGGCAGUGGGGGUUAUCUACCCCAGGCUUCAGAGGUGUCAUAUGGACUGCAAAGCUGUGGACUUUUCCCAGUGCUGGGCAAACGGAAUGAAGGUAUCCCCCCCAAUAACCCAGCACCCCCUACAUCUCAGGGCUAUGGGCAGGGCAUUGAAGUGUGGCUAGAAGCCCCCAGGUCUUGUCGCGUGGGGCAGUCAGAGAGCCAAGCGCCCACCCCCUGCUCCUUUACCCAGAACAUUAAAGAGGAGACCUCCUAUUGCUUGUAUGAUUCAGACAAAUGUCCGAAAGGCUCGACUGCAACAGAGCUGUCCGGCUUCCCAAGGGUUAACUCUGAGCCCAGCCCUGAGCCAAAUGUGAGUUCUGUCCCAGUACCGGGCUACUUCCGCUUGUCCCAGGCUUAUGGCUCUUCCAAAGGCUAUGGGACUACUGCUUCCCAGUUUCCAGUACGUUUCGACGCGCCUGCGUCUUUGUCCUCUGUGCCUACAGAAAACGCCAGGAAAGAGAGCGUGGAAUCGCCAGUUAGCAAGUUACCCGCCGGCUCCCAGCAGAGAAGGGAAGAGGAGAUUCUCAGUUCAUCUUCUGCUGCAGAAGAAUCAUCCCCGGCUCCCUCUGACAGCAGCAAACACUCUCCUGGCAAAGAGCUUGUAGGAAACGCUAAAGGUGAGAAUGCAGCGAACUGGCUGACAGCAAAGAGUGGGCGGAAGAAGCGGUGCCCUUAUACCAAACACCAGACACUGGAGCUGGAGAAAGAAUUCCUGUUCAACAUGUACCUGACUCGCGAGCGGCGCCUAGAGAUCAGCCGGAGCGUGCACCUUUCUGACAGACAAGUGAAAAUCUGGUUCCAGAACCGCAGGAUGAAACUCAAGAAGAUGAACCGAGAGCACAGAAUCCGCGAGCUCACAGCCAACUUCAACUUUUCCUGAUGCCUCCCCUCCAGCACCCUCCCUCCCUCAGGACUCCCAGUGCCAGUACUGUUUGGCUUCCAUCAUCCCCUCCACCUGUGCGGAGUCACACGUUUUCUACAUUGUCAGUACUGUGUCCAUAAUCCCACCCGUACCUUUUCUAAGCGACCCACCGUUGCGCACUGACCGUUUCAUUUUUUUGUUUCCUACAACUACAAUUAUUUUAAGACAGACGUUCGCAGAGGUUAAAGUUAUAUUGUUUCUAUUUUUUAAGCCUUUUUUAGGUUUGAUCAAGCAUUUUCCUAUUUUUUUUAAUUUUUAUUUUUUGUAAAAGGUAUUUAAGCCGAAUGUUAAAACGUGCAGUUUGACCACACAAUAUUGGGUUGAAUGAAAUACGCAAUAUUUGCCCAGGGAAAAAAAAACCAAAACGUUUUCUUUUAAUUAUUAUUAUUCUUUAAAGGAGAACAAACACCGCAAGGGACUAUACUUUAUACUUGUACAUUAUUAGAUUAUUCCUUGAGCGGGUGAUGUGUUUCCAGGUGACCUUCUGUAGCACAAGAGAAGCAAGUUACACAUAAUGGUUUUUUUUUCUAUGCUUUCAAUUUUUAUUUUUAUUUAAAAUGACAGGGGCUGGAAUUAAAAUACAAGAUAUUCGCAUUCCUAAAAUACUGUGAAUUUACCUGCUGUUUUUUAUUUUUUAUUUUACUUACAUUAAAAAAUAAGAACUUUAUAGAUUCAAAUAUGUGUAAAUGUUUAUAAAUAUUAAAAGGAAAGAGAAAAAAAAGCCAUUCCUCGUUGGGUCAAAGUAUUAAUGUUAGUUCUGACGUCAUCUGCUUCUUACCUUCCUCCUGAUUCAUUAAUAUUGUAAUGCUGCUGUUCUUGAACAGAACCUGUUUAUGUUCCCAAUGAAGAAUAAAAGAAAAUGCAAAGAGACUUUCCUAUGUUCACUCCGUGUUGUGGCUGUUUAUCCUUUUAGGUCUAAUUUUAUCUGUUCAGGAACUUUUACAACAGGAGAGAAGUUGGCAACCCCCCCUUUUUUUUCUCCAGUGCAAUCACUUUAGGAAUCUAUUUAAAUAUUACCUAGACAGUCGUAAUUUGUCUGGGCCUUAUAGCGAUGGAGCUGGAAGGGUGAUCGGCUUUUGUGUAGUUUUAUGACUUGCUCGCAUAUCUGCUUUGCUGCAACCCUAGACGAGUGCUUUCAGUUGUGCAAGGAGCUGUUUAGACAGAGGAAGCGAGUGCAAGAGAAGAAGGGAUUGAUUUUUUUUGCUCAAUCUCAGAUGGAAGAGACUGUCUCCCUUCCAUCCGGGAAAACAUUACUUGUGCUCCCCACUGACACUGAAGACAUUUUUAAAGGUGAGAUUUUUGCAAAGAGGACGCCAUUGUUGGAUUCUGCAGAGUCAGAUUGAAUUGAGAAAUCAGGGUAUUUGUAAUGUACAUGAAGGGGAUACAUUUGCAGGCCAGGAAUACGAUCUGAGAUUGGAACCCGUUAGCUGUGUCUGCUCCUGUGCUCUUGGUACAUGUUUAAGCUUGCCAGCAGCACACAUCACAGAUGUUACCCUUUGCAAUCUGUGGAAUAUAUAUUUGCAUUUUUUUUUCUUUAUAGCGGAUCCUCCUCUAGGAAUUUGGAGAUCGCCAAUCCCCAAGUGUUAGCACAGAGCCGCUGUGUGGUUUAGGUAGUUUUAUGUUGUUGGGCAUUUCACUUUUCUCUCUACAACACGAAACUGCCUUAAUUACAUCAGUGGGAUUCAUCACCCAUGUAGAAGAGGAAAUUCUGCAAUAUCUGACUACCCUGUGGCCUGCGCCAUUUGUGCCUGUGCUCGUCCUUUUUAAAGUGUUUCUAUUUGUGCAUAUUUGCCUGUGUGCGCCUCGUUGUGUGCGCCUCCUCCAACAGCUGAUGUCUGUGCGUGUACAUAUAGAGAGAGAGAGAGAGAGAGAGAGAGAGAGAGAGAGAGAGAGAGAGAGAGAGAUUUGUACACUGUUGUGUAUGUGUUUGUAGGUAUGAGUAUGUGUUUUGAAUGAGUUUCUAUUUGUGUGUAUUUGCCUGAGUGCGCAUGGCUGUGUGCGCAUUCUCCAACAGCAGAUGUCUGUGCGUUCACGGAGAGAGAGAGAGACUACAUUGUAAUUAAAUGUUCUGUAAGCUUGCUAUGAUUAUAUUAGUUAGCCAAUAAAGGCAGCAACUUCAUACCACUUUGUUAUUUUUUAUUUCAAAAGGGUUGACCUGUAACAUAGGUAUGAGUAUGUUAUAUAUUUGUGUAGGUGUGUGUGCCCUUAAUGGGCGGUCUUGGAAGUGAUCUGUAUUUAGGUUUUUUUUUUUUAUUUCUACAUUUGGAUAUUUUGUUUGGAUAUACGUUUGCGCGCAUUGCUAUGUGCGUGCAUCAAUGAUUAGCAUAGAUGCAUAACUGUGUAUUAGUGUGAUUUUUGUUGAAUUGUGUUUUUAUGAUUGUGUGUUUUAAGAGUAUGGCCCAUGUGGACAUUUAUGCAUUGGCUUUUGUGUCUGUAAAAAAAAACUUUCUAGCUGCAGUAUUGUGCAACUUUUUAAAUGGUGUUUUUCGAGGAUAUUCGUGGGAUUGCACCUCUGUGUGUAUACAAAGUUUUGUAGAUUUGAAUUUGUGUAUACUAUUUAAACAUUUUUAUAAUUGUAUAUCAGUGUAAUUUGUUGUUGUGUGUAAUUGCGUGUGCUUGUUGGGUGUUCCUCUGCAGGCAAACAGCGUUAUAGCAGGGUAUUUGGGUGUAUAUUUUUGCAAGUAUUUGGAUUUUUGUUAAUAUGUGCUCGGUAUUUUUCGUGUAUAUGUGCGCGUUUAGCUUCUGAUUUAUUUGUAUACUUGUGUAUGCGUUUAUUUGCUAGUGCUUGGUAUAAAUAUUCUGUGUGUGUGCUUUUGUGUAUGUAGGACAGCAGAUUUGUGUAUUUGUAAGUGUGGGAGUUUAGAAUAAACUAUACGUGGAUACUUGAAUGUGUAUAUGUGCUUGUGAACUGGUUUCUAUCCAUGUAUGGUGUAUGUAUAUAUGUAUUUAAUCUCUAUGGGAGUGUGUAUGGAGUUGCUAUGAGCAUGUGACUCAUGGUGUGAGUUGGCUUGGGGGUUGUGUGUCUUUGCUCAAGGCUGUUGUUUAGGUGGCUGAGUGUGUAAAGGGGAUGCAUUUAUUUCUGCAACAAAAUUGUAUUUAUACUAAACUGAGAUAAAAUCAAUAUUAAUUUUUGUCUGCAUAAGAAAUGUAGCUGCUUCCAGUAAGCCUUCAAGGUCAGAUGGACAAUAGCCCUUUAAUGUUCUUUGGGAUCUUUACAGUGCUCUUACUCAGGGAUUGCUCACAGCAACAAAAACUAAAACAAAAAAUAAUGAUUCGAUUUAAUUGCAGACCAUUAUUAUUAUUGCUGUGUGUAUGCACAAACUGUGGGAUUUAAUAAAUAUAAAGGUGUUUCCCCCCUAAGACGUGGAUGCGACUGGAUAUAAUGGUUUCCUGCUUGCAAGGCCUCGGUUACGAUCAUUAUUACAAUGUGCCCAUAGUCUGACAUUCCAGAAAUACACCACCAACAGCGACAGGGGCUGCUGAACAAAUAAGCCACAUAUAAACUGCAACAGCAGUACAGCCUCUCCAGCUCAGCAAACCGACCCUCAAAGCUUGUUUUUAACAAUGCCUGGGCCACUGAAUUUGCUCAUCUGAUAAUAUAUUUUAAGGUUCACUGUCAUGCCACCUUCAGCUAUCAAAUACCAGGUCACCGACUGUACGAUUUUCUCUAGUUUUAUUUAUCUGGAAAAAAAAGAAAAGAAAAAAAACACACCAAACACAAAUAAAAUAUUUUCAUCUACUG